Messenger RNA from Scophthalmus maximus (turbot), 2355 nucleotides. RefSeq names its product BTB (POZ) domain containing 10b (gene btbd10b). Gene Ontology annotation, molecular function: protein binding. The record is from RefSeq and is a predicted model, not a curated record. NCBI's taxonomy places the organism in Eukaryota, Metazoa, Chordata, Actinopteri, Pleuronectiformes, Scophthalmidae. Gene Ontology annotation, cellular component: cytoplasm. Gene Ontology annotation, biological process: positive regulation of phosphorylation. The transcript has 9 exons. The coding region runs from base 178 to 1653 and encodes 491 amino acids.
GAAGAAGAAGACGUCAGGCCGUAAACGCUCGUCACACCUGACGUCACCCGGGUAUGUGUUUUGAAAGGAGUAGUCUGGUGAGCGACGGAAGGAGUCGGAUUAUUCUUCGGCGGAAACCGUAGACAGCCAGAUUAUGAACGCUGAAAGAUCCAGACCGGACUCCCCCCUGUGCGGGUGAUGGCAGCAGCGCGCUCGCAGUCACAUGACAGCAACUCCAGUGAUACCGAAAACUGGGGUCGAAACGCGACGAGCCGACCUCGCAAAUUCUGCAAGCAUUCGAGCAGCAGUCAGGCCCGAGGAUCUCGAGUGGUGGCAGAACAGAGGAAGAUGAGUCUCCAUGGUGCCAGUGGUGGCUGUGACCGCUCACGUGACCGCCGCCGCUCCAGCGAUCGCUCCAGGGACUCCUCACACGAGCGAGAAGGCCAGCUCACCCCCUGCAUUCGCAAUGUCACCUCACCCACCCGCCAGCACAACAGUGAACGUGAGCGUGAUGGUGGCCCUUCAUCAAGGCCCAGUAGUCCACGGCCUCAGAGGAUCUCUCCCAGCGGCUCCAGCAGCAGUGGGAUGGUGAGCAGUCGCAACAGCAGCCUGUCGAGCACUGAAGGAACCUUCAAAAGCUUGGGAGUCGGAGAAAUGGUUUUCGUCUACGAGAAUCCCAAAGAGGGAGGAGCGAGUGCCACUGUCGGGAACCGAAACAUUAGAACCUCAGAAAGAGUCACUCUGAUUGUCGACAAUACACGUUUUGUAGUAGAUCCCUCCAUCUUCACUGCACAGCCCAAUACCAUGUUGGGCAGAAUGUUUGGAUCUGGAAGAGAACAUAAUUUCACACGGCCCAACGAAAAGGGGGAGUACGAGGUGGCCGAGGGAAUCAGCUCAACGGUUUUCCGAGCAAUUCUGGACUACUACAAAUCGGGAAUAAUCCGUUGUCCCGAUGGAAUCUCCAUCCCUGAGUUACGGGAGGCAUGUGACUAUCUAUGCAUCUCCUUCGACUACAGCACCAUCAAAUGCAGAGACCUCAGUGCCCUGAUGCAUGAGCUUUCCAACGAUGGGGCUCGGCGACAGUUUGAGUUUUACCUGGAGGAAAUGGUUCUGCCUUUGAUGGUGGCCAGUGCUCAGAGUGGAGAGAGGGAAUGUCACAUUGUUGUCCUUACUGAUGAUGAUGUGGUGGACUGGGAUGAAGAAUAUCCACCGCAAAUGGGAGAAGAGUAUUCACAAAUAAUCUACAGCACAAAACUGUACAGAUUUUUCAAGUAUAUCGAAAACCGAGAUGUUGCCAAGUCCGUUUUAAAGGAUAGAGGAUUAAAGAAAAUAAGACUGGGCAUUGAAGGUUACCCUACAUAUAAAGAGAAAGUCAAGAAACGUCCAGGAGGUCGUCCAGAGGUCAUAUACAACUACGUCCAGAGGCCCUUCAUCCGCAUGUCCUGGGAGAAGGAGGAGGGUAAAAGCCGCCACGUGGACUUCCAGUGUGUUAAGUCCAAGUCCAUCACCAACCUGGCGGCAGCGGCAGCUGACAUCCCCCAGGACCAGCUGAUGCACCCCGGCCCCCAAGUCGAUGAACUGGACAUCCUACCUAAUCACCCACCAAGUGGGAAUCAUUACAGCAACAACUACAGCAACGAGCCAGACCCGGAUGCCCCUUCACCUGCCGUCUGAGGACGCUCUGGUCCUCUUUUAAUGCCUCUGCUCCUUUCCUACUCUUGUAGUCCUACUCCCAGCAUGCUGCAGCGUGGAGCGCCACGGGCACCAUAACCAUAUUGCCUUGAAACCUCCUUUGCAGCCUUAGAGCCUCAAGAACCUGGAUGACUUUAGAAGAAGAAACAUGAGGGAUACCAGACUGGUGAAACGAAAAGUUCACUCUUAUUAUUUUCUUUUUGUUUUUUACUUGAACAAAGGAAUUUAUUUUUCUUUUUGGGGGGGAAAAAAAUCGGUAAAACACUUAUAAAUAACAUAUUAUUUACAAUGUUAUCGUACCUUAAUUUGAUAAGUUUGGCUGAGCACUCGUGUCACUGUUUUAUUUCACUGAUGAUUUUUAUUUUUAUUGUCUUGGGUGGCCUAACUACUAAAUGUGCUUUCGGGGGGAAUCCAAGACUCGCUAGUAUGACUUUCUGGUCAUGGAGAAAAUCGGUAAUAACCAUUUAGUGUCAUAAUCUCCAGUUGAACUCCCGUCAUGUCUUUGAAUCUUGUAACAGGGUUAUGUAGUUAUUGACCGGAUCCGAUAUGUGAUGUUAUGCUCCUCCCACGGCCAAGAUACUAAGCAGAGCAAGGGCUCUUGUGUUCAAAAUCUUUUUGUGCAAAGCUUGAAAUUGUUGAAUGAUAAAAAAAAUCUCAAAUCAUGAAAUAAAGACCUCAAAAUAA